GUUUACGGCCGGUUUAGUAUCCAAAAUGCGCUGGUCUCAAUGCUGUCAGACGGUGGGGUUGAAGAAAGGGUCGUGGACCCCUGAGGAAGACCAGAAGCUUUUGGCUUACAUCGAAGAACAUGGCCAUGGAAGCUGGCAAGCCUUGCCCUCAAAGGCUGGGCUGCAGAGAUGUGGGAAGAGCUGUAGAUUGAGAUGGACUAAUUACCUCAGACCUGACAUUAAAAGAGGAAAGUUUAGCUUGCAGGAAGAACAGACCAUCAUUCAGCUCCACGCUCUACUCGGUAACAGAUGGUCCGCUAUAGCAACUCACUUGCCCAAUAGAACAGAUAAUGUGAUCAAGAACUACUGGAACACGCAUCUCAAGAAAAGACUAAUUAAGAUGGGCAUUGAUCCCGUCACCCACAAGCCCAAAAGCGAUGCCUUGACCUCCGGCAGUGGCCACUUCAAAGACACAGCCAAUUUAAGCCAUAUGGCUCAGUGGGAAAGCGCGCGGCUGGAAGCCGAAGCCAGACUGGUAAGAGAGUCUAUGCUUGUGUCUAAACCUAUCCAACAACAGCUCAGCAGUCCUGCUCCGGCUCAGCUCAUCAACAAAAACCCAGCUCAACCCGCACUACCUCCAUACCUCGACGCACUCAAAGCAUGGCAAGGGGAAUGGUCGAAGUCAAUGAGUGCCGGUAUUUUCCCAAUUGCUGGCAAUGACCUCGAGUCUCCAACAUCAAUGUUGAACUUCUCGGAGAACGCACUCCCCAUCCAAACUGUUGCAUUCAAUGAAAGCACGGUGACUGCAAUUCUUGAUUUUGCCAAAAGCUCGGUUACAUGCAAUGAAGGGUUCAUCAAAGAAGUCUGUCAAAUGCCGGAACUCAAAGAAAUAUCAGAUAUUGACACAAUGGCCUUGCAGGACAUUGCAUAUACUACUAAAAGUGCAUGGCUUGUGGACUCUUUUAGGGCUGGGAAUGAAAACACGCCUCUUUCAAAUAUCAUGGAAGGUUUCACCGAUACAUUGCCGUAUAAUUAUGACUACCAGAACUUAUUGAUGCCCGGACACAACUUGAAUAAUGAGGAUAAAAGCUGCAGAGGUGACCUUGAAGACAAUAAUAAGAAUUGCUGGAACAGCAUGCUUGGACGUCAUCUAGUUCGCCCGUGUUCUGAAAUUUUCGAAAAAUUGUCAGAGAGGUCGCAAGAUGAUUAG
Messenger RNA from Alnus glutinosa, 1189 nucleotides. RefSeq names its product transcription factor MYB106-like. The record is from RefSeq and is a predicted model, not a curated record. NCBI's taxonomy places the organism in Eukaryota, Viridiplantae, Streptophyta, Magnoliopsida, Fagales, Betulaceae. The transcript is spliced from 3 exons. The coding region runs from base 26 to 1189 and encodes 387 amino acids.